GGCAGCAUUUCUUUGGCGUAGAAAGCGAGAAGACAAUGGCGACUGUGGAGCUGAGCAGCAGCUAUGGAUUUGUGGUGUUGAUCGUUGUGGCAAAGUUUGUUCUCAACGUGUGGAUGAUGUUGCAGGUCGGCAAGGCACGGAAGCGCUACAAGGUGCCUUACCCAACUCUGUAUGCUCUUGAGAGCGAGAACAAGGAGGCCAAGCUGUUCAAUUGUGUCCAGAGGGGUCACCAAAACACUCUGGAACUCAUGCCACUCUUUCUCACUCUGCUCCUCCUUGGAGGUCUUAAGUACCCGAUUGUGGCAGCACUGUUUGGAGCUUUGUACAUUGUGACUCGCUACUUUUAUUUCACGGGCUACUCUACCGGCAUUCCAGACAACAGGCUAUCCAUUGGGAAGUUUUCUUUCAUUGGCCUGCUGGGACUUCUAGUGUGCACCUUUUUGUUUGGUAUAGGAUUACUCUUUUAGAAGUUUUUGCUCGCAAAAUACAUGGAGUGUUUUGAUCGUUCUCAAAUUAUAAAUGAAAAUAUAAAGGAAAUAUAACUACUAA
This is a messenger RNA of Selaginella moellendorffii, 549 nucleotides long. RefSeq names its product microsomal glutathione S-transferase 3. The coding region runs from base 36 to 467 and encodes 143 amino acids. Gene Ontology annotation, molecular function: glutathione peroxidase activity; glutathione transferase activity. The record is from RefSeq and is a predicted model, not a curated record. Lineage: Eukaryota; Viridiplantae; Streptophyta; Lycopodiopsida; Selaginellales; Selaginellaceae. Gene Ontology annotation, cellular component: endoplasmic reticulum; nuclear envelope; membrane. The transcript has 5 exons.